AUGACCAGAACAUCGUCAUUCGGUAAGCGCCGCAAUAAGACCCACACUUUGUGCCGGCGCUGCGGAUCCAAGGCAUACCAUCUCCAGAAGUCCACCUGUGGGAAAUGUGGGUACCCUGCUAAGCGCAAGAGAAAGUAUAACUGGAGUGCCAAGGCUAAAAGACGAAACACCACUGGUCCCAGCUUUGUGUCAUCCCUCAUGAAAGAGCUAGAAGAUAACUGCAAAGUUUGA
Messenger RNA from Mauremys reevesii (Reeves's turtle), 231 nucleotides. Its product is annotated as 60S ribosomal protein L37-like. Bases 1 to 231 code for a protein of 76 amino acids. Gene Ontology annotation, cellular component: ribosome; cytosolic large ribosomal subunit. Gene Ontology annotation, molecular function: structural constituent of ribosome; RNA binding. Gene Ontology annotation, biological process: translation. The record is from RefSeq and is a predicted model, not a curated record. The transcript is spliced from 3 exons. NCBI's taxonomy places the organism in Eukaryota, Metazoa, Chordata, Testudines, Geoemydidae.